CAAGGCCCAAACUUAAUGGACUCAAAUCCACAUCUUACCCCAAUAGUUCAAACUUUGAACCACCAAUCUUCCCUCUCAUAUCAUAUCCACUCCCCUAAAUCUCCAAACCAAACAGCACACCAGGUGUUUGUGAAAAUGCCCCACAGAACUUCCCACACAGAGGACCCAACACCACCACCACCGACCGUUACACUCCGCCGAUCUCCAAGAUUCCACCAAACUGCAGAACCCGAAGACCCGAAAACCCCCAUCCCGGAGCCCCACCGGAGAACCCGCUCCAUUUCUACAACAACCCCUUUCUCAUUGACCGGAACUGAAAAGCUUUCUCCGAGAAGAACCCGCAGAUCUAUGUCGAGAAAAUGUUCGCAGAAAGUUGAUGAAUCUGUUCGUACAAGAAGAGUGAAUCGUUGUGUGGGUGAGUGUGAUGAAGAUAAGUUGCCAGGUGGUUCAGAUCGGAGGAGACACGGGAAAUCUGAGAAGCGGAUAACACGUAGUUCUUGUAGAGAUUUAGAUAAUACUAACCAUGACUCUUCAUCAGCUGAAUGGACACAUGAAGACGGUGUCAAUACAUCCAAACAAUUUAAUGGUAAGUCACCGAAGAACAAAGUGAAACACAGUAAGAAAAACCGUGACAACGAUCCCGAUCAAUUUGAUGCAUUAGCAAUCACCAAAACCCAAGUUUUGGAUGAAGAAUUAUCCAAACUAGACAGAGGUAGAAUCGAAAACGGAGUCGCUGUUUCCACUGCUGUUGUAGUGCGAGAAGGACCCGUAAGCGUAAGGAAUGAUGAUGUUAACAAAAAGCUAAAGAUUAUCGGGGUUAAAAGAACGAGAACCCAGUUUGAGAACGUCACGGAGAUCACUCACGGAUGGACCAAAGAUCAAGAAUUGGCGUUGGAGAGAGCUUACCUCGAAGCAAAACCGACUCCGCACUUCUGGAAGAAGGUUUCCCGGCUGGUCCCUGGAAAAUCCGCACAGGAAUGUUUCGACAAAAUACACGGUAGUCAUAUGACACCGCCUCAACCUCGCGUUCGUUCCCGAGCGCGAGUAUCAAAUACGCAAGACCCGUCUUUGUCUGCAAGUAAAUUGAUCAAAACUUCAAGUCCUACUAAGAGACCUAGAUACCGUAAGCAGAAGACUCAUGUAGUCCAGAGAACCGUAAGACACAUGUUACAAAAUCAGUAUAAAGUGGAACACGAUUCCGAAUCCGACAUGUUCUCUCUUCUAGAGCCCACAUUCAACCCGAGUUUAAACCUUAAUAUGGUGCUUACCACACCUGAUCGCAACCAAGAAACAAACGAUGUACACAAAGGUUCGGCAACUGUCCGUAGAAGUGUUUCGAGAUUUAGUGGUUUACAUGGAACGACACUUGUGAGUCCUCCAGUUUUAAAGCAGGUGAAGAACAAAGCGUUGCACGAGAAGUAUAUAGAUUUGUUAAAUUGUCGAGAAGCUAACAGGAAGGCGGCGAGUGCGAAGGCGGCAAAGGUUGAUAAAAGUAAAGCGGUGAAGCAGGAGGGGUCUGUAGAACGAAAGGAAGCUAUUAAAGCUGCGAAAAACGCGCUCGUUUUUGGUGCGAAAGAUGCUAUUGACGAGUUUCAACAUCAACAGGCUACUGCGUUGAAUGAUCUUUUUGAUUAUGAGAGCGGUGCUGAUGAUGACGAGGAGAAUGACGAAGUUUUAUGAUUGUUGAUGUAUAGAUUCGGGUUCGAGUUUUCUCACUAGGGAGUUCUUGUUUAGGUUGUUAGUUAUAAACUGUGCAUACUUGAGUUGAAUCAAAUUGUCAUUUGGACUCUUGUGUAACCUUCAUGAGUUGAAUUCAUUUGGCUUAUUGUAGCUGUAGGUUAUUGCUUUUGU
Helianthus annuus (common sunflower) is the source of this 1851-nucleotide messenger RNA. RefSeq lists its product as uncharacterized. The record is from RefSeq and is a predicted model, not a curated record. The transcript has 3 exons. NCBI's taxonomy places the organism in Eukaryota, Viridiplantae, Streptophyta, Magnoliopsida, Asterales, Asteraceae. The coding region runs from base 16 to 1680 and encodes 554 amino acids.